AGACUUGUUAUCACGAUGUCGCAAUUCGUUUGUGUUUUGUUAACGUAUACCGUUAUUUGUUGUUCAUUAGCGAAAAGUAAUGAAUUUGUUACAACUUCUGAAUUCGUUAAAAAACAAUCCGAAAAUAAGUUAUUAGCGAAUAUCGUGCGUAAUAAAAAUUCUUCCAAGUCGUACCUGAAUAGCGUAGUGUCUGGUAACGAGAAAUUUGAUCGUUUGGAUAAACAAUCACGGGCUUCAGAUCAACGAUUGGAAUCCGAAUCAAAAGAUAAUUCUAGUUGUUGCGGAUCCAAAUACGGUUCUAAUUCAUCGAUGCGACCCGAUUCAUACUACAGUAGAAUCCCUGUGGAAAACAAUCGAUAUCCAAUUAAAUUCGACGAACGUUUACCAGUUGACAGGUAUUUUUUUUUCUUUUUAAAUGCGAUUAAUUUACGAAAGCGUAAGUUUUAUAUCGAAAGAAUAUCCAGAUACGGCUGGCAAACUCAAGGACCACCAGGAGAAAGCACAAAAAAACCCGGAGGUGGAAGUGUAUUCUACGAAGGAAGUAUAAUAGGAGAUAAUAUUAGAUUUGGUUCACGGCCGAAUUAUGGAAGCGAAAGUUCACGAAAACCCAGUGGUUACGAUUCCAGCGUAUCUGGAGAAUAUGGUUAUGUUAAUAACGGUUACGGAGGAUAUAGCUUUAGCCGACCAACAAGUUAUGGAGGAUCAGUUUCUGGUGGUGGUAGUAUUUCAGGAACUUUUGCUAAUGGCGAAGAAUUCGGACCUGUGGAGCCAAAUCAUUCAGGAGGACAUGUUCCUUCACAUCCGAAUAUUCAAGCACAAAAGGCUGUAGCUUUAAAAGCAUUGGCAGGUGUUGCCUUAAUUGGUGCAGCCGCUGCUUUAGCAACGAAUCCCGUUCUUCUUCCGCUUGGAGUUGUAUCGGGAAGGAGGAAACGAUCGAAUGUUAAAGACAAAGAUGCUUAUAUGAAUUAUAUCUUAGCAAACCUAAAAAAUAACAUUACCAAGAAGGAUGAAAAUGGAAGUGAAACAUCUUUGACACCAUCAUGUAUUGCUAGAUUUACAUGUGAAAUUCAAUGGAAUUAUUGGUUUAAUCAUAGGAAAGAUGUUGAUUUUUUUAUUGGAAAAUUAGCAUUGGAACGUCAACUUAACAAUUUAUUGUUAAAUAACAUAUCUAAAGAACUUGAAAAUGUUCGUAUUAAAAAAUUAUUAAAAACAGCAACUAUUAUUGGUUCGAAUGGAGGUAAUUGUAACAUUCUAACGUGUACACUUAUAAAAAAUAAAAAACCUAAAAAUUUAUCAAUUUUUAAAUUUUAGAAUUUAUAAAAAAAU
This is a messenger RNA of Apis dorsata (giant honeybee), 1326 nucleotides long. RefSeq lists its product as uncharacterized. The transcript is spliced from 6 exons. NCBI's taxonomy places the organism in Eukaryota, Metazoa, Arthropoda, Insecta, Hymenoptera, Apidae. Bases 16 to 1311 code for a protein of 431 amino acids. The record is from RefSeq and is a predicted model, not a curated record.